UUAAAAGAAUAUUGUUUCUAUAAAUUAAAAAAUAAAAUUCAUUUGCUACGAGCAUUAUUGGUGGCAUCCGCAUCUCCUGAGAUCGAAAUUAUUCAAAAGAGUUUUCUUUUUCUCUGUAUUUCUUCAUCUGGGUCUGAUCCUAUAACACUAGACAGAGAGUUAGAUUCAAGUGAGCAUUGUUAACUUUUAGAUUCAACUAGUUGGAGAGCUGAGUCUCUCUGUGUGCUAUUUUAUUUUUCUUAGAGGUUUCGAAGCCAUGGAGGCUUAUAAGAAAUGGGUCAGAAGGAAUAAAGAUUAUGUUCACUCAUUGGAGUCUCUUGCUAAUGGAUUGACAUGGCUUCUUCCUGAACGGUUUUCCGCCUCAGAGAUAGGACCAGAAGCAGGUUUUGUGAAACUUUGUAACUGCAAUCUUGGGCAUUGUCACUGCUAUAAAUGAGCAUAUCAUCGAUACAACUCCAACCCAGAUGUUUGCUGAUCCCGUGAAGCCUAAUUCCUUCCCAUAUUCGUUGUGCAUAUCUGCUAUAAAAGAUUUGGAAACAUUGGUUGAAGUUGCAGCUCAACAUUAUUAUGGUGAUGAUAAGAAAUGGAAUUUCAUUGCUGUUACAGAAGCUACGAAGGUGCUAGUUAGGCUGGCUUUGUUCCGGAAUAGUGGAUAUAAGAUGCUUCUGCAUGGAGGAGAGACACCAAAUAUUGAAAAGCAUUUGGGUUUCUCAAGCUCGCAGCAUAAUGGUGGGGGUUUCCAAAAGCACGGAGCCCACCAUGGCUCUAAUGGACAGAACCCAUGGAAUCUAGAAGGAAGGGCAUUGUCUGCACUGAGCAGGUUUGGAGAAAAUGCCAGGAUGGGUUCUGAUCCAGUGUGGUUGCGCGGGGUUCAACAUAAGCAAGCUAUCAUGGAGCCUCCACCUCAAAUGAUUGAGAGGCCAUCGCUUUCCAUGAUUUUAUCUGAGAAAGGUGUUCAGGGGGCAUUAUUUCUCAUGGGAGAGGUCCUGUUCAUUACAAGACCCCUUAUUUAUGUGUUGCUCAUCCGAAAGUAUGGAAUUCGGUCGUGGAUUCCUUGGUUUCUUUCUCUGGCUGUAGACACUAUAGGAGCAGGCUUUUUAACACAGGUUACUAAAUCAAGGGAUUAUCAUCUUACCGCUUCUGAACAGGAUGAGUUGAAAAGAAGAAAAUUGUUAUGGGCGCUUUACCUUAUGAGAGAUCCAUUCUUUAGCAAGUACACCAGGCAAAGACUUCAAAGCACUGAAAAACUACUAGAACCCGUUCCCAUCAUUGGGCUUCUAACAGCGAAAAUUGUUGAGCUUGUUGUCGGUGCUCAGACUCGAUACACCUACAUGUCUGGAUCAUAAUGGACAGCGCAAGAAGUUGGAUUUCCAAAUUUUCUAUGAUUUUUAGGUGAAGUUAUUUCCCAAGUAAUAGGAAUUUGUCCUACUUUGUUCUCUCAAUAGUUUUCAUUCUGGAUGCAGUUACAAGUGUCAGAUGACUGCCUCAAACUUGCAUUGCUUUCAUCUGUAUCGUAAAAAAAUCAACAAAAUUUUGUAAAAAUAAAAUCAGCAGUGAAUUUUUAAGAUAUGUAAUUUUGUUAUAUCCUCAAACGAAUGCUUUGCUUACCUUGUGAAGUUUGAAAUACACUAUGGAUUUCGGGGAAAAAAGAAAUAGAUUUAUUUUCCAUAUUA
Populus trichocarpa (black cottonwood) is the source of this 1673-nucleotide messenger RNA. Its product is annotated as peroxisome biogenesis protein 16. The coding region runs from base 465 to 1346 and encodes 293 amino acids. The record is from RefSeq and is a predicted model, not a curated record. The transcript is spliced from 8 exons. NCBI's taxonomy places the organism in Eukaryota, Viridiplantae, Streptophyta, Magnoliopsida, Malpighiales, Salicaceae. Gene Ontology annotation, biological process: peroxisome organization. Gene Ontology annotation, cellular component: peroxisomal membrane.